UCGCCGCUUGCUUCGGGCUCCGAGGUCGCGCUCUCGUGGGCUGCGGGGGCGUGUAAACGCGCGGAUCCGGUGGUGUCGGGCUCGGUCUCUUCGAAUUUCGCCGCGGUUUCCCUGUACGAGCGGUUGGGGUCGGGUCGUCGGGUUCUUAGGGUUUCCGAGCUCGAUUGAAGCUUGAUUCGUGCCGUUCGUGGGGCGUCUGUUGCUUUAUGGAGUCUAGGAUGCGGGCUCGGUUAAAAGGAGCUCAAUUUUGAGCUCGUUCGCGGUGACUUACGAUUAGGUCGCUACAUUCGCGCCUGACACAUGUGCAAGUAUUGUAGACUACAGCUUUAUUAGCUCGCCCUGUUGCAGCUUUGGUCUGCCUACUCCACUCGAUUUUUUUUCAUUAGGGCACCCAGUUUUUAGAUGUAUUAGGGCCUCCAUUGGAUCCUUUUUAACCAAUUUUCAGCUGCAAGGUCUUGUUGUGACCUUGAUGUCGUUGGUCUGUUUCUGGUCGAUCAAGUCCUGAACGUGGUAGGCUAUCUGUAUAGGUUAUUUUAAAGGUCACGAGAGCAUCCAUCAGCUCUUAUUGGGUUCGUACAGAUGAGUACAGGUGGUGCCUAGCAUGGUUCAUUCUCAUGGUGAAAACCAUUUUAUCUUGGGUUGAGUCUGUCCUGGAAGUCCAUUUGAGGUCCUUGCUUCAUGGAAUUUUAACUACGUGCCAUCCUAAACAAGUUGCCGGACACAGCCAGUCUCCCUCUUGCUCCAUGGGUGGUUUGAUUGGGUGUUUCAAAUUCAGUAAUGUCUGUAUCAUGUGACAAUUUGUGGAAAUCUGCGCCCAAUCCUUUCCUUUUUAACUCCCUGCUCGGUUGCUAAACAUUCAUGAUUUGGUAUGAAGUAUAACUGAGCUCGAGGCAGGAAAUUCAAGCUUUUAAAUCAAUGUCUUUCGUAAAGAAGCACCAAAACAAAGUUUGUCGGUUUGCCCUUUUCCCCAGAGAAUGUGCGUGGCACUUAUUUCAUCAUGAGAAGGGGAAAAGGGUACAAACACGAGUCCUGGAAAUAAAGGCCCCACCUCCAUAUUGACUUUCUGGAAAGUGGUAAACAGCUACCAGUUAUUCUAGCUACCUGGUAAUAACUUGUAGCAUUCUAGAUUUGGUGAGAUUGUGGAUUUACUGAGCUUGUGAGGUUUACAUAUAUGACUGAUUGCUUCCAUUGUCGUUUUUUCUAUCGUGAUUUGGUUUUUGGAUUGCUGAGUUUUAAUUAAUGAUUGGGUUGGACUGGUCUGCAUUAAUGUUUUGGAGUCCAUUUGUUGUAGUUAGAUGCUAUACAAGAUGCCAUGAUGUUCAUGUCCAAAACUUUUUUGCUGCGUUGACUUGCAUCAGACAUGUCGCGCGGCAGUUUGGCUAGUGUGUGUAGCCUGCGGUGCCCCAGCUGAGACACAAUAGCUUAAGGGUGAAGCGGGAAGAGGAGCAUGCCAUGGCAGCAUAGCUCUCCUUGAUGAUACUGAGAUUAUCAGAGAGACAAGGUGGAGGCAGGCUAUCCAUUUUGUUACUCACUGGUGAAAGGGUGGGCGCCAGGAGGGAUUUAUGGGGUGACAGAGCUGUAGCGUGUUGUUGAAGAACAUGGUGAGGAAAGAAGGACUGGUGGUGGUUAAGUGCUUUAGUUCAUGGAGUCCUGGAGGGAUUUCGGACAACCACACGUCCACACAAAGGAGGAGCUUGCCCCAAUUAGAGGCGGAAAGUUUGAGGUUAUUUUUGUUUCCCCAACUGGUGAGGAGAUCAAGAGCAAGAGACAGCUGACCCAGUACCUGAAAGCUCAUCCUGGAGGCCCUGCAUCUUCGGAGUUUGAUUGGGGAACCAGUGAUACUCCCAGACGGUCAGCACGCUUAAGUGAGAAGGUCAAGCCAACCGAGAGCCCAGAAGGUGAGAAGACCCCUAAACGCGGAAGAUCAAGCUCUAAGAGGGGCAAAAAGGAGAAAAAAGAAGAUGCAGAGGAUGCCAAUGAAACUGUAGACCGUGGCACUUUGGAAGGCACUGAUGUGGAGAUGAAGGAUGCUGAAAACACUGUAGAAGAGAAUAAAGAGGAGGUCCCCAGUGCAGAUGUUGCAGAUAAGACUGAAGGAGGUGAAGAGAAGAAAGAGGAGGCCUCUGGUGCAGAUGCCCCAGAGAAGACUGAACAAGGCGCCAAAGGCCAAGAGCAGGCUAACAAUGUCGCUACCCCAGAAUCAGAGAACAAAUCAGAUGCAAAACCAGCUGAAUCUAAAGUAGCUCCACCGGCACCUGUAGUAGAGGAAGAGAAGAAAGAGGCGAAAACCGAGAACACCCUGGCAGCUGAACCUGCGGUGCCUCCAGCAGCUGAAUCCGCGGUGCCUCUGGCAGCAUCUUCAGAGGGAGAGAAGAAAGAGGAUGGUGGCGUGAUAGAACCCGUGGCACCACCUGUGGCUGAAACAAAGGCAGAUGCUCCUCCAGCAGAGGCAGCAAAGGAGGCUGAGAAUUCGGGCCAGGCGAAUGUCGCCCCCCAAGAACCCUCGGCAGCGAACUGCGACAGCAAGGGGCAGAUCCAACCAGGCGCCUCCGCUGUGAGGUGCACAUAAAGGUUGCUCGGUCUGAGAUGGGAUGCGUCGCCGUGUGUUUAGGACAUUAUCUCGCAUUUGCUUUGAGAUUUGUAAUCGUACUUAACCUGACACCGCUGCGCAGCACUAGGCUGCCCAGUAUGUAGUUUUCCUUCCCUUCUGAUGGCGGCGGUGCCGCUGCUGGGGGCAGUAGGCUGGCCUAUGCCGCCUCGGUCUCCCGCAGCCACCGUAAGCUCUGUACUACCUGUGUAACUCGUUAGCGUGCACGAACAUUGAUCCCUGGAGAGGGCCGGAGGACGUGUAGGCCUCCGCCCGUGUUGUAACGUGACGUUAUAUGUGCUGUUAUGCCUUGUGUUUAUGAACUUAUUAUGAUCCAUAAAUAAAGCCGUAGGCGCGGCAGGUCAUUUGCCUGACCACCUUCGGGCGCCGAAUUAUCCUA
Messenger RNA from Panicum hallii, 2987 nucleotides. RefSeq names its product methyl-CpG-binding domain-containing protein 11-like. Lineage: Eukaryota; Viridiplantae; Streptophyta; Magnoliopsida; Poales; Poaceae. Gene Ontology annotation, molecular function: DNA binding. Bases 1643 to 2569 code for a protein of 308 amino acids. The record is from RefSeq and is a predicted model, not a curated record. The transcript is spliced from 3 exons.